This is a messenger RNA of Phytophthora infestans T30-4, 2121 nucleotides long. Its product is annotated as chitobiosyldiphosphodolichol beta-mannosyltransferase, putative. The transcript is spliced from 10 exons. Gene Ontology annotation, cellular component: endoplasmic reticulum. Gene Ontology annotation, molecular function: mannosyltransferase activity. Bases 1 to 1962 code for a protein of 653 amino acids. The record is from RefSeq and is a predicted model, not a curated record. NCBI's taxonomy places the organism in Eukaryota, Oomycota, Peronosporomycetes, Peronosporales, Peronosporaceae.
AUGGUGCUGGGCGACGUGGGUCGUAGUCCACGCAUGCAGUACCACGCGCUAUCGCUGGCGCGGAUGUCCCCGAACCUGCGUGUGACGCUGCUGGGCUACGCUGGCGAGCACUGUGUGCCCGACGUGGCACGUCAGAGCAACAUUGAGCUAUUGGCCUUCACUCCACACUUGCAGCGACUACCACGCAAGUUGUUCCUGCUACUGGCGCCCGUGAAGGUUUUACUUCAGCUGCUCCAGCUGCUCUGGCUGCUCCUGGUCAGUGCCGGCAGCAUUGACCUUGUGCUGCUGCAGAACCCGCCGACGAUCCCGACGUUCGUGGUGGUCUGGCUCUGCUGCCGACUGAAGGGCGCCAAGUUCGUGAUUGACUGGCAUAAUUUGGGCUACAGUUUGCUAGCACUGUCACUUGGUAGUGGACAUCCAUUGGUCAAGAUCGCCAAGUGGGUCGAGCGCGUCUUCGGGCGCAAGGCCGAUGCGAAUUUGUGUGUCACGCACGUGAUGCAGACGUGGCUAAAAGACACCUGGAGGAUUGAAGCGACGGUACUGCACGACAAGCCGCCGCUCUUCUUCAAGCCCACUCCGCUCGAAGCACAGCACGAAUUGUUUUCUCGGGUCGGCGACCAGUUGGAGCACUGCAACGAUCUGGUGACAUGGGGCAAAAACCAGGCUAACCUUGAAGAAACUCUCCUAACACGGAAGACUCGGGGGCUUAAUGGGAAGAAGGGCAAGACUGUCAUCCAACCUCGUGAAAAUCGACCCGCUAUGAUCAUAAGCUCUACGAGUUGGACUGCAGACGAAGACUUUGGCAUUCUCUUGGCAGCACUGGAGCUUCUGGAUAGGCGCACGUCGUCGCUCAGUGUGUCCGAGUUCCCAAACCUGCUCGUGGUGGUGACGGGCAAAGGGCCGCAGAAGGACAUGUAUCUCGAGAAGAUCAAGCAGCUCGCCUUCCAGCGCAUCCGCAUUGCCACGAUGUGGCUCGAGGCAAGCGACUACCCGCUCGUCUUAGGCAGCGCCGACCUGGGCGUGUGUUUGCACACUUCGUCCUCUGGUCUGGAUCUGCCCAUGAAGGUGCUCGACAUGUUUGGCUGUGGACUUCCAGUGUGCGCCAUUGGAUUCAAGUGUUUGGACGAGCUCGUCAAACAUGAAAAGAACGGCUUGGUGUUCGACUCAUCGCAGCAGCUAUCAAGUCAGCUCUACGAUCUUCUCAAAGGCUUUCCGACGGAUACUGCACAGCUCAAUCGUCUGCGAGCAUCCCUGAAGACGGUGGAGACGAAUCAAACAGUUUCCAAAAUGCGUACAGUACUUGUAGCCAUCUCAGCCAUUUUUCACCAUAAGUACGACCUUUUACUAACGUAUUUCAGUACAAGUGUCAUCCAAAAUCUUCCAAACAAAAAAGUUUUUCAAAAUAUGGCGACGCCCGGAACCUUCUCGCUCGGCAUUUCCCCGGAGGAGAAGCUCGCCCUUCCUCUCGACACGUUGAUCCAGAAGGCGAAGAAGGAGAAACCCAAGGGCAGAGCGAAUGACAAGAAGAAGCCCAGCAAAGGCACCAAGGCGCCGUUGAAGAAGACGCAACUGAAGAAACCCACGAAGAAGAGUCACAAGCAACAAAAUGUCAAGAAGACGGUGAUCGUACCCGUGUCCAAGGCAGCUCGCGCGAAGGCAAACGCGGCUGUGGCAUCGGCCAAGCGCCAGUCGGUGAUCAACAAGCGACGGCCUGGACUCGUGCUCGCCGCUAAGAAGGGCAAAAAAGUCGUCCCCACGGUGCAACUGCGUCCUCACAAGACGUCGGCAGCGCGCAAGCAGAAAAAGAAAAGCAAGCAGGCGACCCAGGGAGGGCUCGACGUGUCCAACAUUAUCAACCACUUUCGCACGCAUCCCAAGAAGUUCGACGUGCCCAAGGGCAGCAAUCUCCGCAUCACCAUCAACCUCAACAACGUCAAGCCCGUGGUUGGCGGACAGAAGUAGUGCAAUGUAUAGCUGGGCAGAAUGGGUCGCUCCUUGUCUUGGCGGUAGCUUUCACCACAUACGCUUUUGUUUCCUUUUUCCAGAUCGCGCUUUUUUGAGUUUGUAGCUUUCGUUGACGUGGUGUUGUUUACUACGAAUGGAUAUUCUUUCCAGCUCCAA